Molecule: messenger RNA, 1026 nt
Organism: Tachysurus vachellii
Lineage: Eukaryota; Metazoa; Chordata; Actinopteri; Siluriformes; Bagridae
Exons: 4
Coding region: 2-943 (313 amino acids)
Source: RefSeq, a predicted model, not a curated record
GAUGGCAUACGAGGCACGAGUUCAGGAGGCACAGAAAGAAAAACAACGGGGGGUUAAGGGCAAGGAAAAGUGUGAGAAGAAGAUAAGGAAUACAAAACUCGUGCUUAAAGGCUUGAGCAACCAGCUAGAUAUAGUGCAAGACAAACUGCAGGGAGAGCUGAAAAUGUCACUGGAGAGAGAGGACAAUCUGAAGAUGACUAUAGAAAAAGCCACAGCUAAUCACAAGGCUGAAGUAAAACAACUGCGGCACAGUCUUUAUCUAGCCAAAGUGGAGGCCAGAGAAAUGGAGAUGAAGUUUCGCAAUGACAUCAUAGAUCUAAAACAAAAGCUGGGGGAUAAACAUGCCUUCUUAGAUGGAGAGCUGAAGAAAUCACUGAAGAAAGAAAUGGGGUUUGAGGAAACAGUAAAGAAGCUCACACUCACAGAACUUCCGCUGCCAUGUGACAUGCUGGUUAAGGAGACUGACACAGAGAAUCCAUGGAAGGUUCUGAACAAUAUAUUAUAUGUUGAGAAAAUAAAGGAGACGCAUGAACGUUUGGACAACAGGUUGUGGAGCACCAAAGCUGACCUGCAGAUGAAGCUGAAGGUGUCAGGAGAGGAGAAACUGGAGAAUCUGAUGAGGAUGAGAAAAAACACAAACGCCAAAAAGGCUGAAAUAGAACCGCUGAACAGUCUACAUAAAGCCAAGGAGGAGGCCACAGACACUGAAGGAAGACUUAAUACUGACACCUCACAACAAAAGCUGAUUGACGAACACACCAGAAUGAUCAGAGGGCUGACGAAAUCACUUAAGGAUGAAGGAAAGCUUGAAGAAAAAAUAAAGAACCUCAGGCAUCAGCUGAUUAAGGAGGCACAACACCCGCUUCUGGACUGCCUUGGAAUGAACCAGCAGAAUGUAACUAAGGACCAUCUCAGAUGGAGGAAAAACUGUCCGUGGGGAUGAACCCAGUGGUGAACACAGUCAAGCAGGAUCUGAGAGAGCAGUACGGAUGAAAUGUAUGAAAAUAACAAAUGUUGAAAAAUUGA